AUGACAAUCGAUUCGAAACCGUCAUGGCGCCGAAUCCAUUCCGUCACACUGAUUGGCGGUACAAUCAUAUGCUGUGUGAUACUGACAGCUGGAAUGUUCGUAAGCUAUCUCCUUUAUAAUGAAAUUGCGGAGAUUCGUGGGACGCUUUCACACGAUAUGACCAGCUUCAAGGAACUCACUGAUGACGCUUGGAACAAUCUGAUAUUGAUAAAACGCUCGAAUGCGGCUCCGAGUCGAGAGAAACGCUAUAAUACGGGACCACCUCAAUAUGCAACUGCUUCACCUCAAUAUGCAAUUGCUCCGGAAGUGAACAUCAACAGUCCAGCGGUUCAACCCAUAUGCAUGUGUUCACCAGCACCAAACAACUGUCCACCCGGACCGCCUGGACCAAAAGGUGAUCGUGGACCGAAGGGAGAGCCCGGUCCACCAGGCAUUCCAGGUCAACCAGGUGCUCCUGCUCCACAAAUUGAUAUAGUACAAUCAGUCAAUACUGUAAAAUGUCCAAUGGGUCCUCCUGGCCCUAGAGGACCACCCGGUCCACAAGGAGUGCCAGGUGAAGAUGGUGAACCAGGAAGACUUGGUCUGCCAGGUAAUAGAGGUGUGAAAGGACCACCUGGACUACGAGGGAGUAUGGGACCACCAGGAAUGCCGGGACCACAAGGCAUGCGCGGUCCGCCUGGAAGGAACGGAAAGAUUCCAAUACGAAUAUGCGGACCAAAGGGGCCUCCGGGUCCACGUGGACCUCGCGGUCCAGCCGGUGAACCGGGCAGGUGGGGGAUGGAUGGCCUAAUGGGACCUCCGGGACCACCCGGUCCUCCUGGUGAUUGUGGUUUACCAGGAAUGGACGGUCCACCAGGACUGCCUGGACGACCAGGACGCCCUGGACUGGAUGCUGAAUACUGCAAAUGCCCACCACGUGUCUCAACUGUGGUCGUCGCUCGGCCUGCUGUCUCGGUCAUAAAACCAGUUAUUUCACAAUAUCCGGUUCAACCCAAAACACCACAAGUACCCUAUGCAAGACCACCGUCUGCAUAUCCUGAACCUAUUCAUAUCUUAUCACCGGUCGCGAAACCACUACUCUCAUAUAUGCAAGGGCAAAUUUUUUUUGGCAAUUUCCAAGAAGUUACUUCUGCCUUACCACCUGCUGCGUCGAUUCAAAUGAUUAGUGGUGGCAAACUGGUGAUCUGCAUUGGGUCAGCGGUGAGUGCGACACUGAUAUUUGGAUCGCUUAUCACGAUUGCGAUACUCUUUAACGACAUCAACACUUUGUAUGAAGAUGUUAUGAGCGAUAUGGCUGAAUUCAAUUACAUCACGAAGGAUUGCUGGCAUGAAAUGAUCGUGAUAAUGAAUGGUCCGGGCGAGAAUAGCGCUGUAAGUCGCAAGAAACGUGAAGAGGAACAAUGUGCCACAUGUGGUGAAAACUUUAACGAUUGUCCUCCAGGUCCACAAGGACCACCUGGAGAUCCGGGUUACGACGGAGAAGACGGAGCGCCCGGUAUGCCGGGUAAAGACGGUGCUGAUGGUGUCACGUAUUUAUUCAACGAGAACGGUGGGUGUAUCAAAUGUCCGAUGGGACCGAGAGGUCCUGUGGGCCCAGUGGGACCACCUGGACCGAUCGGCCCAGACGGGCGCCGAGGCACACACGGACGAAAAGGGAACGAUGGAAGACCUGGACGAAAUGGACCUCGCGGGGAUGCCGGGCCACGAGGUGAACGCGGUGAAACUGGCCAAAGAGGACCACCAGGCAAAGACGCUCAACGUCACAAAGGAACCAAAGGACCAAAAGGUCCCACAGGUCCCGAGGGGCUUCCUGGCCACCCCGGUCCAUCAGGAAGAAGCGGUGAGAGGGGACCCCAAGGACCUCGUGGCCCGCAGGGUCCGGAGGGCAGACAAGGAUCUCGUGGAAGACGAGGACCACCUGGAGAACGGGGAAGUGUGGGAUUGCCAGGACACGAUGCGUCUUAUUGUCCUUGCCCAUCACGCGUGACCGUGGCCGUCUGA
Anisakis simplex (herring worm) is the source of this 2001-nucleotide messenger RNA. The record is from the annotation of a GenBank genome assembly. Lineage: Eukaryota; Metazoa; Nematoda; Chromadorea; Rhabditida; Anisakidae.